AUGAGCGGCCUUCCGCCAGUUGCGAAGUUCCACGUGUCUGGCGCCAAUAUGAAAGAGCGUUGCCUCGAAGUUUCCAAGCACUACAGCCUCAAGAACUCGCUCGAGGUCAUGCUUAACCAGACCCAGAACCUCGUCGACACGUACCCCGAGACGGUCAGACUAGCACUGGAGCAUCUUCCGAAUGAUGAGUGCUGCCAGGCAGACUGCAUACACACUUACGAGUCGCAUCUUGACCUCGGUGAAGACCCCUUUAAAACCGCGGCGCAUCUGGCGACCAAAGUCGACUAUCCUUUGCUCAAGCUCCUGCUAUCCUGCCACUAUCAAUGUGCAGACAUGAUGGAACUUGUGCUCUGCCACACUCAAGUCUGCUUCAAGUCUCUCGCCGCUGCAAAACAGCAAGGAGACGACCCCCAUCAGUUUGAGAUCCCUGAGCUCAGGAUGGGUUCUUUCACCCCCUCGCCGCGUUUUUCGCCCUCUAUCGUCACAGCUAUAUUGAUAGAUCUUCAGUCUUCUCUGGCUGGCUGUGUACUCAAGCUCACCACUGCGCUAAAGAAAUUCGACCAAGGCCUCGGAAAGGAGGGCCGUAUAAUCUUGCUAGAAUGCGACCUGCUUUCGGAGAGAGCGCAUUCGAUUGUGGAGAGCCUAAAGAAGCUGCGUGGACCUCUCACCAAGGCCGGAAUCCUCGAGUGA
This is a messenger RNA of Colletotrichum higginsianum IMI 349063, 690 nucleotides long. Its product is annotated as Transcription factor aceii. Bases 1 to 690 code for a protein of 229 amino acids. Lineage: Eukaryota; Fungi; Ascomycota; Sordariomycetes; Glomerellales; Glomerellaceae. The record is from RefSeq and is a predicted model, not a curated record. The transcript has a single exon.